Scomber japonicus (chub mackerel) is the source of this 3628-nucleotide messenger RNA. It is a transcript of the gene ddx23, whose product is annotated as DEAD (Asp-Glu-Ala-Asp) box polypeptide 23. The record is from RefSeq and is a predicted model, not a curated record. Gene Ontology annotation, molecular function: ATP binding; RNA binding; RNA helicase activity. The transcript has 17 exons. NCBI's taxonomy places the organism in Eukaryota, Metazoa, Chordata, Actinopteri, Scombriformes, Scombridae. Bases 98 to 2503 code for a protein of 801 amino acids. Gene Ontology annotation, cellular component: catalytic step 2 spliceosome. Gene Ontology annotation, biological process: mRNA splicing, via spliceosome.
UCCCACAAUCCCUUGCUGGCAGAAGCUCGUGUGGACGGCUAUGGCGUCUUCUUGAAGCAAAGAGAAAUCGUAACUGUGGUGUUGACAAGUGAACAAGAUGGCAGCCGACUCCGCAGACAAGAAGGAUGGUGAAUCCUCAGGGACCAAAGACAGGGAGAGGACACGAGAACGAGAUCGUAAAAGCUCGCCUUCACGCAAACGCCAUCGGUCUCGUGAACGAAAUCGCUCUAAAUCUCCAGAUAGAGAUCGUCGCAUGAAAGACAAGGAUAGAGACAAGGAACGUGACAGAGACAAGGACAGAGACAGGGGCCGCAAGGACAGAGACGGCCAUCGACGUGAUAAAGAUCGCAAGAGGUCCAGGAGUUUAUCACCCAAGUCAAAAGAUUCCAAGUUAAAGAGAGAUAAGGACAUAAAAACUGAAGAGGAUGAAGAUGAUCCAAAGAAGAAAGAGAAGGUCCAGCCACUGUCUUUGGAAGAGCUUCUCGCCAAGAAGAAGGCAGAAGAGGAAGCAGAGGCAAAGCCCAAGUUCUUGUCAAAGGCAGAGCGAGAAGCCGAGGCUCUGAAACGCCGUGAGCAGCAGACAGAGGAGAGGAAGAGGAUGAUAGAAGAGGAGAGGAAGAAGAGAAGGUUGUUCCAGGACACAGGACGAAAAAUGAUGGAGGACCCACAAGAAAGGGAGAGGCGAGAGCGGAGAGAGCGAAUGGAGCGGGAGAAUAAUGGGAAUGAAGAAGAUGACGGACGACAAAAACUCAGAGAGGAGAAAGAUAAAGGCAAAGAGCUGCAGGCCAUCAAGGAGCGUUACCUGGGCGGGCUCAAGAAACGCCGGAGAACGCGUCACCUGAAUGACAGGAAGUUUGUGUUUGAGUGGGAUGCUUCUGAGGACACGUCAGUCGACUACAACCCAAUUUACAAAGAAAAGCAUCAGGUACAGCUGUAUGGACGAGGCUUCAUCGCCGGCAUCGACUUGAAGCAGCAGAAAAGAGAGCAGUCACGUUUCUAUGGUGACCUGAUGGAGAAGAGGCGCACACUGGAAGAAAAAGAGCAGGAGGAGACGAGGCUGAAGAAGAUGCGUAAGAAGGAAGCCAAGCAGCGCUGGGAUGACAGACACUGGUCUCAGAAGAAGCUGGAGGAGAUGACAGACAGAGACUGGCGAAUCUUCAGAGAGGACUAUAGCAUCACCACCAAGGGAGGAAAGAUCCCGAACCCGAUCAGGAACUGGAAGGAGUACCAGCUGCCCGCACAUAUCCUGGAGGUCAUCGACAAAUGUGGCUACAAGGAUCCGACACCUAUCCAGAGGCAGGCCAUUCCUAUUGGCUUACAGAACCGUGACAUCAUUGGUGUGGCUGAGACUGGUAGCGGUAAAACGGCUGCUUUCCUGAUUCCACUGCUGGUCUGGAUUACAACCCUUCCAAAAAUAGACAGGAUUGAGGACUCUGAUCAGGGUCCAUAUGCUGUGAUCCUGGCUCCCACUCGUGAGUUGGCACAGCAGAUUGAAGAGGAGACCAUUAAGUUUGGUAAACCGCUCGGCAUCCGUACGGUGGCUGUGAUUGGAGGAAUCUCCAGAGAGGACCAGGGCUUCCGUCUCAGGAUGGGCUGCGAGAUUGUGAUUGCCACCCCUGGACGUCUGAUCGACGUGCUGGAGAACCGCUACUUAGUCCUGGGCCGCUGUACCUAUGUGGUCCUGGACGAGGCCGAUCGUAUGAUUGACAUGGGCUUCGAGCCCGAUGUGCAGAAGAUUCUGGAGUACAUCCCAGUGACCAACCAGAAACCAGACACAGACGAAGCAGAGGACCCCGAGAAAAUGAAGAUGAACUUUGAUUCUGGAAAACAUAAAUACAGACAAACGGUCAUGUUCACAGCUACUAUGCCUCCAGCUGUGGAGCGACUGGCCAGGAGCUACUUGAGACGUCCCGCCGUGGUUUACAUCGGCUCUGCUGGCAAACCUCACGAGAGAGUGGAACAGAAGGUCCUGCUCAUGGGAGAGGGAGAGAAGAGGAAGAAGCUGCUGGAGGUGUUGUCGCAUGGUUUCGAGCCUCCCAUCAUCAUCUUCGUCAACCAGAAGAAGGGUUGCGACGUGCUGGCUAAGUCUCUGGAGAAGAUGGGGUACAACGCCUGUACGCUGCACGGUGGCAAAGGUCAGGAACAGAGAGAGUUUGCGCUUUCCAACCUCAAAGCUGGAGCCAAAGACAUCCUGGUGGCCACAGACGUUGCUGGUCGAGGUAUUGAUAUCCAGGACGUCUCCAUGGUUCUUAACUACGACAUGGCGAAGAACAUCGAAGACUACAUUCAUCGUAUCGGUCGUACUGGUCGUGCUGGUAAGAGUGGUGUGGCCAUGACCUUCCUCACUAAAGAGGACUCAGCGGUGUUUUACGACCUAAAGCAGGCCAUCCUGGAGAGCCCGGUCUCCCAGUGCCCUCCGGAACUGGCCAACCACCCGGACGCUCAGCACAAACCUGGUACCAUCUUGACCAAGAAGAGACGCGAGGAGACCAUCUUUGCCUGAUUUAUCUCGUGGCUGUCGGACUGUAUGCACUGAACACACAACACACAGGAGUUUCAGACUGUUUUAUCACCUUCCUCCAUCGUAUCUCAGGAUAUGUAUUUGUCUCACAUUUAGGAUUAUUUAGUAUUUCUGAUUUCCAAUUCUGUCAGUUUCUGUGUUUUAGUCCAUUCUGUGGGUAGUGAUGUCCUUUUUUCACCUGAUUUAAAACACAUUAACUGGUGCAAAAAUGAUCACAGCAACUGUUUUUUUGGCAUUGUGAGGCUCAAAUGUGGACUCAGAUGUGUGUGUAUUUGACUAUUUUUACACAGUUCAUAACUGUGUAAUAAAUGUUACUUGUAAUGUUUCUAUAUACAAGAGUGCAGGUCCAGGAUCACUGAUGAUGCAGCUGAUGUGUAAAAAAAGCUUAUUUUCUGUUAUCAAAUGUGAUAAAUACCAGCUAGGAGUUGAGUGCAGAUGAGUAGAAGUAAAUGCUGUGUAAAACAUCUUUCUUUUUUAUUUUACAUUUUCAGUCACUAUACUUUGAGUUUCCUGGCUUUCCGUAAGAGACCAAUUGCAGAAGUUAUGGAUUAUUUUUUGUUCGCUGACUAAAUUACAACGUACAGUUUUAAAUAUAAACAUUUGUAUGAAGUGAAUACAGAAAAUGUGACAUUUGUCUCAUAACUGCCUAAAUAAUGAAUGUGACUGGCUGACAUCUGCUUGACCACAGAAGUGUGUUCAAUGACUAAAUCUUGAAUGCAGAAAAAGGGUUGAAAUCUUCAAACAUGUAAAUAAAAACCAAAUGUCAGGCAGGCAUAAUGUGGAUGUUUUGAUUUAAAAAAAGCACUAAUUGGUUAUGACUUAUUCAUUAAAGUGUCUUUUUUAAGGAUUUCGAUCUUGUCUUAAUCAGGAUUCAGAUCAAUAGAAAAUACCUGAGUGUUACCUUUUAUAUGUGUUCAUUCAGGGCUGUGUCCUGAUUGGCUAUGUGGGACAACAGGUGGGAGAUAAUGAGUGUCAAUCAGGAAGAUUGCUCAUUAUACUAUUUUUUUUUCAUGUCAUUUACCUGAUGUGUUUUUGAGUUGUUUUAUGAACAUGUCAUGUAAACAAUAAAGGCUUUUUAAAUGAAAUGCAACAUAUUUUACAUGCCCU